CUUAUACUCCUCUCUUGUCUGUGCAAUCAAAACAACAACAUUCAUUCAUACUGAUCACUUCCUUGCCUAUUGCACAUUCUUCAUCACUUCAUUCAACAUUUCUCUCUCCCUUAGCUAGUUUUUACCAAUGGCUGCUGCGGUUAGUGCUGCAGUCUCUUUUCCAUCCACCAAGUCUACCUCUCUCCCAAGCAGGACCUCCAUCAUUACCCCAGAGAGAGUUGUAUUCAAGAAGGCUUCAUUGCAAUACAGAGAUGUUUGUAGCAGUGGAAGGGUAGUUUCCAUCAGAGCUCAAGUCACCACUGAGGCUCCAGCCAAGGUUGAAAAAGAGUCCAAGAAACAGGAUGAAGGUGUGGUUGUGAACAAGUUCAAACCCAAGACCCCUUACGUUGGUAGAUGCCUGCUCAACACAAAGAUCACUGGGGAUGAUGCUCCAGGAGAAACUUGGCACAUGGUCUUCAGCACCGAGGGAGAGAUUCCUUACAGAGAAGGACAAUCAAUUGGGGUAAUUCCAGAUGGUGUUGACAAGAAUGGCAAACCUCAUAAACUGAGAUUGUAUUCUAUUGCUAGCAGUGCCAUUGGUGAUUUUGGAGAUUCCAAGACUGUUUCUCUAUGCGUGAAACGGCUAGUGUACACAAAUGAAAAUGGAGAAAUUGUCAAGGGAGUCUGCUCAAAUUUCUUGUGUGACCUGAAGCCAGGAGCUGAAGUAACAAUAACUGGACCUGUUGGGAAAGAAAUGCUUAUGCCAAAAGAUCCUAAUGCCACCAUCAUCAUGUUGGGAACCGGAACCGGGAUUGCCCCAUUUCGCUCAUUUUUAUGGAAAAUGUUCUUUGAGAAACACGAAGAUUACAAGUUCAAUGGUUUGGCAUGGCUCUUUUUGGGUGUCCCUACAAGCAGCUCAUUGCUAUAUAAGGAGGAAUUUGAGAAGAUGCAAGAGAAAUAUCCUGACAACUUCAGGCUUGACUUCGCUGUGAGCCGAGAGCAAACAAACGAGAACGGAGAGAAGAUGUACAUCCAAACCCGAAUGGCUCAAUAUGCAGAAGAGCUGUGGGAAUUACUGAAGAAGGAUAACACUUUUGUGUACAUGUGUGGACUAAAAGGAAUGGAAAAGGGUAUUGAUGACAUUAUGGUGUCAUUGGCUGCCAAAGAUGGCAUUGAUUGGACUGAGUACAAGAGGCAAUUGAAGAAAUCAGAGCAAUGGAAUGUCGAAGUCUAUUAAUUUCUGUUCACUUGCACAAAUAUCAUCUCCUACUUUGUGCUGCAACAAGUCUAUCAACCCUCCUGCGUUGUGUAGAUAUAUGACGUCCCUGUAAUUUUUCUUUGACGAUUUUUAUACUGUUCAUGAACAACUUCAAUGUCAGUUUUACAAGUACUAUUUUUGAGGGAUGAUGCAAUAUAGAUGAAUCCAAGUUCACUAUGUCAUUUCCAAA
This is a messenger RNA of Glycine soja, 1427 nucleotides long. Its product is annotated as ferredoxin--NADP reductase, leaf isozyme, chloroplastic-like. The coding region runs from base 128 to 1216 and encodes 362 amino acids. The record is from RefSeq and is a predicted model, not a curated record. Gene Ontology annotation, molecular function: oxidoreductase activity. The transcript is spliced from 9 exons. Lineage: Eukaryota; Viridiplantae; Streptophyta; Magnoliopsida; Fabales; Fabaceae.